Falco peregrinus (peregrine falcon) is the source of this 850-nucleotide messenger RNA. It is a transcript of the gene HNRNPL, whose product is annotated as heterogeneous nuclear ribonucleoprotein L. Gene Ontology annotation, biological process: regulation of RNA splicing; mRNA processing. Gene Ontology annotation, molecular function: mRNA binding. Gene Ontology annotation, cellular component: nucleus. The record is from RefSeq and is a predicted model, not a curated record. NCBI's taxonomy places the organism in Eukaryota, Metazoa, Chordata, Aves, Falconiformes, Falconidae.
AUGUCGCGGCGGCGGUGGCGGGGCCCGCAGAGCGCGGAGGGCAGCGGCCGCGGGGGCGAGAUGGGGAAGAUGGCGGCGGGCGGCGGCGGCGGGGGAGGCUCGGGACGUUAUUAUGGCGGGGGCGGCGGGGGUGGGGAAGGCGGCCGAGCUCCCAAGCGCCAGAAGACGGAGAACGUGGAGCCGCCGCCUCACGGGCCCGGUGGGCCGGGGGGGGCUGGCGGCGGGCCCGGUGCUGCCGGAGCGGAGAACUACGACGACCCCCACAAGACGCCCGCCUCCCCUGUGGUCCAUAUCAGGGGGCUGAUCGACGGCGUGGUGGAGGCCGAUCUCGUGGAGGCCCUGCAGGAGUUUGGCCCCAUCAGCUACGUGGUGGUGAUGCCCAAGAAGAGACAAGCUCUGGUGGAGUUCGAGGACAUCCUGGGCGCCUGCAACGCCGUUAAUUACGCGGCCGAUAACCAGAUCUACAUCGCUGGCCACCCCGCCUUCGUUAAUUACUCCAAGCAGAAGAUAUCCCGCCCCGGGGACACAGAUGAUUCCAGGGGGGUCAACAACGUCCUGCUCUUCACCAUCCUCAACCCCAUCUACUCCAUCACGACGGAUGUGCUCUACACCAUCUGCAACCCCUGCGGCCCCGUGCAGAGGAUCGUUAUCAGGAAAAACGGUGUCCAGGCCAUGGUGGAGUUUGACUCGGUGCAGAGUGCCCAGCGCGCCAAGGCGUCCCUCAACGGCGCUGACAUUUACUCUGGGUGCUGCACGCUGAAAAUCGAAUACGCCAAGCCCACCCGCCUCAACGUCUUCAAGAACGACCAGGAUACCUGGGAUUACACCAACCCCAACCUCAGCGGACAAG